Aspergillus uvarum CBS 121591 is the source of this 442-nucleotide messenger RNA. Its product is annotated as RNase Ms,minor. The record is from RefSeq and is a predicted model, not a curated record. Lineage: Eukaryota; Fungi; Ascomycota; Eurotiomycetes; Eurotiales; Aspergillaceae. Gene Ontology annotation, molecular function: RNA binding; RNA nuclease activity. The transcript is spliced from 2 exons. Bases 53 to 442 code for a protein of 129 amino acids.
UCCAACUCCAUAGCCCUCCCUUCUCAACCCAGACAAAAACCAACCCACCAAAAUGUCCGCUAUCAAGACAAUCCUCCUCCCCCUCCUCCUCACCACCUCUGUGGUCCUGGCCGCCCCCAAAGCCGCCGAAUCCUGCGCCUACACCUGCGGCAGCACCUGCUACUGGGCGAGUGACGUCAGCGCGGCCCAGGCGCAAGGCUGGUCGCUGCACGAGUCCGGCGACACGAUCGACGACUACCCGCACGUCUACCGCGACGACGAGGGCUUCGCGUUCGGCGUGUCCGGCACCUACUACGAGUACCCGAUCCUGAGCAGCUUCGACGUGUACACGGGGGGAUCGCCGGGGGCGGACCGGGUGAUUUUUAAUGCGGACGAUGAGUUGGCCGGCGUGAUUACCCACACGGGGGCGAGUGACUAUGAUGGGUUUGUGGAGUGUUCUUAG